Molecule: messenger RNA, 5847 nt
Organism: Schistocerca nitens (vagrant locust)
Lineage: Eukaryota; Metazoa; Arthropoda; Insecta; Orthoptera; Acrididae
Gene: Pfas
Product: phosphoribosylformylglycinamidine synthase
Exons: 24
Coding region: 143-4159 (1338 amino acids)
Biological process (GO): 'de novo' IMP biosynthetic process
Molecular function (GO): phosphoribosylformylglycinamidine synthase activity
Source: RefSeq, a predicted model, not a curated record
AUUCUGCGAGGCGCGAAUUUAAAUUAUUGCAAAAAAUUGCCGGAAGUAAUAUUUGAUGCACCAGAAAUUAAAUUAGAAGUGGCAUAUCUGCGAAGAAACCAUCAAUAUUGAAAGAACAACCAAGGAGGAGUUCGUGGGGAAAAUGAGUAAGAUGGACAUCCUUUACCUGUACAAGAAGCCGGGCCUGAGUGUGGCGUCAGAAUGCGAGAAAUUAAAGCAGCUUCGAGCAGAGGCAAAAAUAGAAGCUCUACAUACAGAAAUAUGCUUUUAUGUCGAGAUAAGCAAACCUCUGUCAACUGGAGAACUGGAGAAAUUGAAAUGGAUUUUGGGAUCACCCUUCAAACCUGAUGAUGUUCAGCACAAGCCUUACCUUCAAGCAAAAGGAGAGGAGAACAUGCUUAUUGAGAUAGGUCCAAGGUUAAACUUUUCUACAGCAUUUUCAAGUAAUGCAGUCUCGAUGUGUAAAUCUGUGGGUCUCCAACAAAUAACAAGGCUCGAAGCCUCUACGAGGUAUCUGCUGUCUUGGAGACACAAAGACGUUGUGAUGACUGAUGAUCUUGAAAAUAAGUUGGUUGCUGUACUACAUGACCGAAUGACUCAAUGUCGUUAUGUGAAACCGAUCAAGAGUUUUGACUUGGGCAUUAGACCUGAACCGUGGUUUGAAGUGGACGUCAUGACUGAGGGGCGGAAGGCACUCGAAGAUGUUAAUACGAGCUUGGGUUUAGCCUUUGAUAACUGGGACCUGGACUUUUAUACAGAUCUAUUUAAAAAUAAGUUGAAGAGGAAUCCCUCAACUGUGGAGUGCUUUGAUUUGGCUCAAUCAAAUAGUGAACACAGCAGGCAUUGGUUUUUCAAGGGCCGCAUGAUUAUUGAUGGAGAGGAGCAGAAGGAAUCCCUAAUUGACAUGAUUAUUGACACGCAGAAUUCAUCAAACCAAAACAAUGUGAUAAAAUUCAAUGAUAACAGCAGUGCAAUUGAAGGCUUUCAAGUCAAAAAAUUCCAUCCAAAAGUGGCAAAGGAAGCAAGUAGCUUCGAAAUAGAAGAAGGAAUGUUACACAUUGUCUUCACUGCAGAGACACACAAUUUCCCUACAGGUGUUGCACCAUUCAGUGGGGCAACAACGGGCACCGGGGGCAGGAUAAGAGAUGUACACGCUGUCGGAAGAGGCGGCCAUUAUAUUGCGGGAACCGCCGGCUACUCUGUUGGAAAUCUAUUGAUUCCUGACUAUAAUCUUCCUUGGGAAGAAAAAUCAUAUUCAUACCCAGAUAACUUUGCAAGACCUUUGGAAAUAUUAGUUGAAGCAAGCAAUGGUGCCUCAGAUUAUGGAAAUAAGUUUGGCGAGCCUGUAAUAUGUGGGUUUGCUCGCACCUUUGGUAUGGAGGAUUUGCAUAAUGAGAGGAGAGAAUGGAUCAAACCCAUUAUGUUCAGUGGAGGUGUGGGUGCCCUCGAUGCUGAUAUGAUUGAGAAGAUGAAGCCUGAGAAAGGAAUGAAAGUUGUGAAGAUUGGAGGACCCGUUUACAGAAUUGGUGUCGGAGGAGGAGCAGCCAGUUCAGUGGAGGUACAAGGAGACAACAAAUCGGAACUGGACUUCGGUGCAGUUCAGAGAGGAGAUGCUGAAAUGGAGCAGAAGCUGCACAGGUUCAUACGAGCGUGCCUUGAGAUGGGCAGUGAGAAUCCCAUCUGCAGCAUACAUGACCAGGGUGCCGGAGGAAAUGGCAACGUGUUGAAGGAACUUGUUGAACCUAACGGCGCUGUGAUUUUCACUCGCUGCUUCCAGCUUGGUGAUCCUACUAUUAGUACACUGGAGUUGUGGGGUGCUGAAUACCAGGAGAAUGAUGCAUUUUUAUGUCGUCCAGAAGAUGUGCCAUUAGCGCAGCAGAUAGCUAACCGAGAGAGGUGUCCAAUCAACUUUGUUGGUACUGUUCUUGAUAAUGGAAAGGUCAUUCUCUCAGAGGAAGAGGAUCCUGAGGACACAAAAUACUUGGAUGGUACAUACACAUCAUCAGAUGUUCGACACCCUGUUGACCUGGAACUGGAGUUGGUGCUAGGAAAGAUGCCAAGAAAAGUGUUCCACCUACAGCGGCAGCCGGGCAUCCCCAAGAGUCUGUCGCUGCCUGCCAGCCUGUCGGUGCUGAUGGCACUCGAGCGUGUGCUGAGGCUGCCUGCAGUGGCCAGCAAGCGAUACCUCACCAACAAGGUGGACCGCUGCGUCACAGGGCUGAUCGCACGCCAGCAGUGCGUUGGCCCGCUGCACACGCCAGCCGCUGAUGUUGCUGUCACCGCCCUUUCUAUCUUCGGAGUGGAAGGCGUGGCUACAGCAAUCGGUGAACAACCAAUUAAAGGACUUGUCAAUGCAGCAGCUGGAGCAAGGAUGACAGUUGCAGAAUGUCUAACAAAUCUUGUUUUUGCAAGAAUAUCUGACAUACAGGACGUGAAGUGCAGUGGGAACUGGAUGUGGGCCGCAAAGCUGCCCGGAGAGGGUGCAGCACUGCACGACGCGUGUGUUGCCAUGUGCCGUGUGAUGGCGGAGCUCGGCGUUGCCGUCGAUGGCGGCAAAGACUCCCUUAGCAUGGCCGCCAGGGUCUCCGGCUCCACUGUCAAGGCACCAGGCACUCUGGUAGUCUCAGCAUAUGCACCGUGUCCGGACGUGAGGCAAGUUGUGACUCCCGACCUGAAGAGCCCAUCUGUGGGUCGUUCGGGACUGCUGUUCCACAUCGAUCUGUCGGGCGGGUGGAAUCGCCUAGGAGGUUCAGCACUCGCACAGUGCUUCAGGCAGCUGGGCGACAGCUGCCCUGAUCUUGAACAACCUUCUCUGUUGAAGAAAGCUUUUGGAGUCACACAGAAGCUCAUAAAAGAGGGAAGAGUUCUGUCUGGUCAUGACAUAAGCGAUGGUGGUCUAAUUACGUGUCUUCUGGAGAUGGCAUUCUGUGGCAUCAGUGGACUGAAUUUGGACAUAACUCACAAGAAAGGAGACCCUGUCAACAUUUUGUUUGCUGAGGAAGUCGGUUGGGUGCUCGAAGUAGAUCUAAAAUUCCGAGAUUAUGUUGUUACAUCAUUCAAGAACUGCGGUGUCCCAUGCCACUACAUCGGAGAUUCUGUUGGCUAUGGAAUCGAGUCACCGGUGAAGAUCCUUGUAAAUGGAAACCUCGCUCUGAAGAGUGACGUGUACUCACUGUUCAGAGUGUGGGAGGAGACAAGCUACCAGCUGGAGAGGCGGCAGGCGAACCCGGACUGCGUCCGGCAGGAGUUUGAGAAUCUGGCAAGGAGGAGGGCACCCAAGUACCGGCUCACGUUCGACCCCAAUAGGAACCCUGAUGUGGCAGUCAGCUUGUCAUCAGUUCAGCGUGUUGCCGUAAUUCGUGAAGAAGGAAUUAAUGGUGAUCGGGAGAUGGCAGCAUCACUUCAUAUGGCUGGCUUUGAAGUUUGGGAUGUGACUAUGCAAGACUUACUUGAUAAGAAAGUGACUGUUGAUAUUUUCAGAGGAGUAAUAUUUCCUGGUGGUUUUAGCUAUGCAGAUGUUCUUGGAUCAGCAAAAGGCUGGGCUGCAAGCCUGCUCUUUCACCCUUCACUCAGAGCUCAGUUCCAGGCAUUUGCUGCCAGAGAAGACACUUUUAGCCUGGGAGUUUGUAACGGGUGCCAACUAAUGAGCUUACUCGGCUGGAUCGGAACACUUCCUGCAGGUUCUUCCUCAGGCGACAGUUUAUCAACACCGGAGAUUGUAUUGGAUCACAACUUGUCCGGAAGGUUCGAGUGUCGUUUCAGCACUGUCAAGAUCGAGAGAUCUCCCUCUAUCAUGUUGCAUGGUAUGGAGGGAUGUCUCCUUGGAGUUUGGAUUGCUCACGGAGAAGGUCGUUUCACUUUCCGAGAUGAAAAUGUGUACACAGAAUUAGAAAAAAACAAAUGUUUAGCCAUAAAAUACGUUGACGAUGAUGGCAAACCAACUCUGGAAUACCCACUGAAUCCAAAUGGAAGUAUUGGCGGUGUGGCAGGGAUAUGCUCGGACGACGGGCGGCACCUGGCAAUGAUGCCGCACCCGGAGCGCUGCACGCAGCUGUGGCAGUGGCCGUGGCUGCCACAAGAGUGGAAGGGCGAGCACACAGUCUCCCCAUGGCUGCGCAUGUUCCAGAAUGCAUACUGGUGGUGUGUCACCGAAUCAUAGGCCGACUGAGCUCUCCUCUCUGGAUUUACGCUCAAGAGUAAAUUACUGUUUACUCGGAGUAUUACUUAUAUCUGAGAAAUAGAAGGGAAUCUGUCAGUUGUACACAACUAUAACAGUUGAUAACAAAAAUUAUCAUCAGAUUGGUAAUAUAGAGAAGGGACCACUGAGGGUAUUCAUGUCACGUGCUCUCCUGUCAGUGCUUUGUCAGUGAAUUUACUGUUCUCUUAUUAAACAUUUAUCAUUCUCCUGUCGUUGCUUGAUUCUUCCUGUAUGUUGUAAAUUGCAGAGAAUUACAAGUUUACUUCUGGAAGUUAGGUAUCUCUGUAUUCAUCCACUGACACCUUAAUUUCUUUUUCUUGUUUUAUAUUAAUAAGAUGUUCAUAGUCUGAAUAAAUAUACCAAAACACAUUUUAUUCUUGUAUGCAAGUAGGAACAUAAGUAGAAAUUACUCUUCAGUGCUAUAGCUAGAGAAAAUUAAAAUACCAGGACAGGUAAAAAAGGAAUGGAAAAGUUAAAUAUCUUCUGAAGUAUACAAAAGAGAAGAUAAAAUAAUAUUCAGAAGAAAAUGUUCCUCUGAAAUAGAUAGAUGAAGAAAGUUGAUCCAAAAUGGAAAAGUAUGAAGUUAUAAUAUAAUCCUAUUAAAUGUUGGAACUACAUUAAUAAUACAUGUUUUACAAUCUCAUUUUUUUUAAUCAUUUUUAAGGCCUGUUUUGAAUCUCAUUUCUUAUAUGCCUUACUUUCUUUUUUCAGAAAUAAUGCAAAAAUCAAUUUUUAUAUGUUGUUAACUUAUAAAUGCAAAUGAUAAAAUAUUAGUUUUUUUUUUUUUUAAUUUCAACCUAAGUUAUUGUUGUCUGUCAAAAUAUACGUUGUGUGUAUAUUUCAAUACUGUUAUGUUGUUUCCUGUUAGUAGAAUUUAUAACUUGCACUGUUAAAAUGCUCCACAUGACAUAAUUGUUUAAAUACUGAAGUAACAAAAAUAUAUAUUUGGGAUUUGUUUCAGAUUACCUCUUAGUUCAAGUAUAUUGCAGACUUUUUGUAUGAUUUUAUUUGCACAAUAUUUGAUGUACAAAAAAGUGAACCAUGUGCCAUAUUAAUGAUUGUUACUGUAAUUUUAUGUGAAGUAUUCUAGUUUAUAAGGGAAAGCUUUAAUGAAGUGUUUUGAUACAAAAAAGACCAAGCAUGGUUCAUUAAAAAGAAAGAGGGAGAAAGGCUGUUUCAUAAUUUUUGUACUGUUCCUUAUAUUCCCUCAGCACUACAUUCCGAAAAUUGAGGUACUCACCUGUGCACGUAAGGUUGCUAAUAGGUAUUCAUACAAUUAUGCUCAAUUCAAGGGUAGCUGGAAGGGAGUUGUACAACUGUGGUGUUCUUAUUUUUUAAACAGAUAACAUUUUUUAAAAUUAGGCAGAAGUGCAUUUUUUCCAGUUUUAUUAUUACAUGAAACUCUAUACCUUAACUACUUUUCAGUGGUAUUCCAACCAACUUCUGAAUUCCAUACAUCAGUAUCAUGGCUGUGGCACCCAAAUGGUUCUUCAAGUGGAGAGGGACAAAGGGCAAUCACUGGGCACUAGGUCAGGACUGUACAGAGGGUAAUCAAGUUUGUUCAGUGCCACAUGAUGCAAGAUCUUGUGUUCUUUGAGCCAUUGCUAUGAAUUCAAAAAUAUCCCAUUAGUAAGCUUGUCAUGCCCUAU